UCACCCUGAAAAGGAACAUCUUUCUUUUUCUGUGCGUGGUUUAAUUUUGAAUUAUGCGGCACCAUUUUUUAUAUUCUACUGACGUGUCAGGAGGAUAUGCCAAAGAUUAACUACUGAUUCACUGACUGGACACCGAGUGCUUACAGAUUCUCGAGCUCUUGGCUUGCCCAGCCGCCCCCUCCACUUCACCAUGGCGACGGUAGUCAUGGAGCAGAUCGGCCGGCUGUUCAUCAACGUGCAGCAGCUCCGGCAGAUCCCGCAGUUCCUGGAGUCGGCCUUUCCCACGCUGCCCUGCACCGUCACACUCAACGACGUGCCCUGGGUCUUCCGCGAGCCCGACAUCCUGACCGGCUACCGCCUCCCCGACCAGAGCUGGCGCUACUACUUCCUGUCGCUCUUCCAGCGCCACAACGAGUCGGUGAACGUCUGGACGCACCUGCUGGCCGCGCUGGUGGUGCUGGUCAAGUUCCGCGAGCUCUCGGAGACGGUGGACUUCCUGCGCGACCCGCACGCGCUGCCGCUGUUCAUCGUGCUGCUCGCCGCCUUCACCUACCUGGCGUUCAGCGCCGUGGCGCACCUGCUCUCCGCCAAGUCCGAGCUCUCGCACUACACCUUCUACUUCCUGGACUACGUGGGCGUGGCCACCUACCAGUACGGCAGCGCGCUGGUGCACUUCUACUACGUCAUCGAGGAGGCGUGGCACGAGCGGGUGCGCGGCGUGUUCCUGCCGCUCGCCGCGUUCUUAGCCUGGCUGUCGUGCGCCGGCUGCUGCUACGGCAAGUACGCCAGCCCGCACCUGCCCAAGUUCGCGCACAAGCUCUUCCAGGUGGUGCCCUCGGGGCUGGCCUACCUGCUGGACAUCAGCCCCGUCUUCCACCGCAUCUACUCUUGCUAUCAGCAGGGCUGCACCGACGCGGCCGUGUCCUACCACCGCUACCAGGUGGCCUUCUUCCUGGUGAGCGCCUACUUCUUCUCGUACCCGCACCCGGAGCGCUGGCUGCGGGGUCGCUGCGACUUCCUGGGCCAGGGCCACCAGAUCUUCCACGUGUGCCUGGUGCUGUGCACGCUGGUGCAGAUCGAGGCCGUGCGGCUGGACUACCUGGAGCGCCGGCCGCUGUACGAGCGGCUCCACGCCGGCGACGACGUGGCGCACGACGCCGUGGCCAUGUUCAUCUUCAUGGCCUGCUGCAGCGCGCUCACCGCCGUGCUCGUGCGCAGGCGCGUCUACGCGCAGUUCCAGGAGAAGCAGGACUAGGGAAAAAAAAGGGAAGAGUUGGGUGAUGAGAUGGCGGACAAAAAAAAAAAUCGAAUUCAAAUUCUUUAUUAGAAGAUAGCCCCCUGAAAUGAACAUCUUGUUUUCCAGAGGGUCCUCAAACUAUUACCGCAAGACAGAACAACACAGAAAAAAAAAACAACCAGAGGGACAACACCACUGACCGUGUGGUUACUCAACAUCCAAAACAAAGCAAACACACAAACAAACUUGAUAAGGCUGCACAGUUCCAGGAGAGGCUGGUGUGAGGCCUCAUUCACAACAGAUUGUUUGUGGGAGCAUGAUGAGGGUAGGAGUGUUUUCUGACCAAGAUGGCCGAGUUCAUUUAAAGAUGAUAUAUCCUGUGCUUGCCUCGCUCCCACUGAAUGUUGUCUGAGCAGGCCCCAAGCCCAUGAAAUGGACAACAUACAGAGGGACGGCAGCAGCACUGCCCUUAUGGUUCAUCACACACAAAACAUAGCAAGACAAACUUGAUAUACUGUUGCGUUUCUGUUCUAAUGUACUACAAGUAAAUAUGUCGUGUGUUUUGUUGUUUUUCAUUUUUCUGUUUUGUUUGUUUGAUCGUGUUCUGUGGCUUGCCAAAAAACUGCAUCUUGAUCCAGCUUACUGUAUGUUGUGUCUGAACUAACAUGGUGUGGGUUUUAAGUUCACUAGAUGGAUGUCAACCAUGAGAGCUACCUGAAAUACACUCUACUGUACGUUAUUACGGUAUAAUGACCAAAUACGUGUUUUUUUGUCAAUUGUAUUGCCCCGUGUCGAACACAAUGCAGAAGAUGUCAAGCCAAGCAGUGCUAUACAUUUAGUGAGUCGUGUAUCUGUCCUGUGGGGACACCUGAUGUUUUUUUUUUAUUGUGUCGUAUGAUGUGGCUGAACUGUGAGAGUCCUUUGAUUGGCACACUUACUGUCAUGAAUUCCUUUCCAGACUGUUGUGCCAUCUGUCUGUGGGAGUUUGUAAUGCGUUCGUCGUCUAACACUGCCGUUUAGGACCUCUGUUAUGAUGCCACUCAUUCGCUAAGGGUUUUUUUUGUUUCUUUUAUUCAUACUUCGUCUGGGUUUUCAUGAGACAAUGACUUUCCUGUCACAGAUAUAUAUAUAUAUACAUAUAUAUAGAGUCACAGAUAUACAGUUGUUGUAUUUGUUGAGUCCACCAUGGCCAAAGUCAGUCACCAAAGUGAUACCGCUCUUUUAUUCCACACUAUCCUCAAGAGGAUCUCUGAGAAACAGGCUUUCUCAGGGACAUUUGGUUUCCAAGUCAGAAAUAGUUAUAACCGUUUGCUGUGUAUGCCUUCUCUAACAGUUUUACCAAAUGCUCCUUUGACCAUUCUUAAUGCCUGAAGUGCAUGAUUCUGUUGCUGUUCCUCACAGUUAAUAUUAUGAUCUCAUUUUACGUAUGUGAAGAAAGUAGAUUUUAUCUCGGUACAUAGCCUACAUGUAUUAUGUAUUGAUUGUUAUAUGAGAAUAUUACGUUUGUACACAAUAAUGCAGUUUUCUUGUCACAUCAGCUGACCUCAAGAACAGAGAUGAUGUCACAAAACGUCACUUAAAUGUCGAUCCUGAAGGGCCUUUUCAGUAAGUUUAUGUGUUAUCGAAAGACAAGCUUGAAGACAAGCUUUCUGUGUGUUUCCUUGGGUAGAUGCUCGUACUCUUUGGAGGUCGUUGGGACAAAUGGACAGACCCUUGUUUCUAUUUCUGCGUGUGCCCUGUCUUGUGACGGUGGCCAUGUCAUACCGUAUGCCCUGCUUCUGGAAAGUGGCUGUGACUCUUGUCUUUGCCCAUCAUGCCAUAGCACUCCAUAUUGCCUAUCUCAAACUCCAAUGCAAACCUAGUGGCCUGCUCCAGAAGGUCUCACAAUAUAGCUUUUGGUGUCUGCUGCCUUCUCUUCGUUUCCAUGAUGUCUGUGUG
Messenger RNA from Engraulis encrasicolus (European anchovy), 3175 nucleotides. It is a transcript of the gene paqr7b, whose product is annotated as progestin and adipoQ receptor family member VII, b. Gene Ontology annotation, cellular component: plasma membrane. The transcript is spliced from 2 exons. Gene Ontology annotation, biological process: response to steroid hormone. Bases 191 to 1255 code for a protein of 354 amino acids. Gene Ontology annotation, molecular function: nuclear steroid receptor activity; steroid binding. The record is from RefSeq and is a predicted model, not a curated record. Lineage: Eukaryota; Metazoa; Chordata; Actinopteri; Clupeiformes; Engraulidae.